This is a messenger RNA of Oncorhynchus kisutch (coho salmon), 2968 nucleotides long. RefSeq names its product E3 ubiquitin-protein transferase MAEA. Bases 204 to 1394 code for a protein of 396 amino acids. The record is from RefSeq and is a predicted model, not a curated record. Gene Ontology annotation, cellular component: GID complex; cytoplasm; nucleus. NCBI's taxonomy places the organism in Eukaryota, Metazoa, Chordata, Actinopteri, Salmoniformes, Salmonidae. Gene Ontology annotation, molecular function: protein binding; ubiquitin protein ligase activity. The transcript is spliced from 10 exons. Gene Ontology annotation, biological process: proteasome-mediated ubiquitin-dependent protein catabolic process.
UUCCCUGACUUCCGUUUUUUAUGCUGCGUUAGGCUUGUUUGCAUAGCACUCCUCCCUCACAAGCUGUUUUGGUGUACGUUUUUUUGUAUUGUUGGUGAAAACUGCCAAAACUCUGAAAGGUCAGAAUUGCAAGACAAGAUUUGUUCAAGUCAAAAAUCUAUCUGGCUCCAUGAAAAAGUAUCUGGAGAAAUUCACAAACGAAGAUGGCGGUGCAAGAGACAGCUGCCCAACUCUCCAUGGCUCUGAAGGUUCAAGAAUAUCCCACUUUGAAGGUACCAUAUGAAACUCUGAACAAGCGCUUCAGAGCUGCACAGAAGAACAUUGACCGGGAGACGAGUCACGUAACCAUGGUGGUGGCAGAGCUGGAGAAGACCCUCAGCAGUUUCCCAGUGGUGGAUUCUGUGGUGUCCCUUCUGGAUGGGGUGGUGGAGAAGCUCAGUGCCCUGAAGAGAAAGGCUGCUGAGUCCAUCCAGGCUGAGGAUGAGAGUGCUAAGCUGUGUAAGCGGAGGAUUGAACACCUGAAGGAACACAGCAGCGACCAACCAGUAGGCGUCAACGUCUGGAAGAAGAAACGAAUGGACCGCAUGAUGGUAGAACACUUGCUGCGGUGUGGUUAUUACAACACGGCGGUCAAACUGGCACGGCAAAGUGGCAUUGAGGAUCUGGUCAACAUUGAGAUGUUCCUCACAGCCAAAGAGGUGGAGGAGUCACUGGAGCGACAGGAAACAGCCACCUGUUUGGCCUGGUGCCAUGACAACAAGUCACGCCUCCGCAAGAUGAAGAGCUGCUUGGAGUUUAGCCUGCGAAUCCAGGAGUUUAUCGAGCUCAUUCGACAGAACAAGCGCAUGGACGCUGUCAGACAUGCGCGGAAGCAUUUCAGCCAAGCGGAGGGGGGUCAGCUGGACGAAGUGCGGCAGGUUAUGGGCAUGCUGGCGUUCCCCUCAGACACCCAUAUCUCCCCUUAUAAGGAUCUCCUGGAUCCAGCCCGCUGGAAAAUGCUGAUCCAACAGUUCAGAUACGACAACUACAGAUUACAUCAGCUGGGCAACAACUCUGUGUUUACCAUCACACUCCAGGCCGGCUUGUCUGCUAUCAAAACUCCUCAGUGCUAUAAGGAAGAUAGCACCUCCAUAAACCCUGACUGCCCUGUGUGUAGCAAGUCCCUGAACAAACUGGCCCAGCCCCUGCCCAUGGCACACUGUGCCAACUCCCGUCUGGUGUGCAAAAUCUCUGGGGAGGUGAUGAACGAGAACAACCCACCCAUGAUGCUGCCCAACGGCUAUGUGUAUGGAUACAAUUCUCUUCUAUCAAUUCGCCAAGAUGACAAGGUGAUCUGCCCCAGAACCAAAGAAGUCUACAACUUCUCUCAGGCUGAGAAGGUGUACAUCAUGUGAUGGGGUGGAUACUGGAUCUCAUGUGAUGCAUACACCUCUGCAGUGGAUCCCCCAACUCAGCCAAACCCCCCCCCAGACUUGCCAAACCUGCCUCCCACUAUGGAGAGCAGGGCCAAAAUCACCUUGGGUAGAUUUUUGAAACUGGACUAAUUAACAGACUUAUAUUUAAAGUGUUGUUUUCUUUAACUUGCAGUCCAACCAGCAGUGUGGAUCAUUAUAACUCGGUGUUGCUCCAAUAUGAUAAGAGCUUAUCUUUUGCCGUUUUACCUUAGAUAAAUCAGACUGACUUCAAUCAGAACCACAGGCUGAUCACCUUGGUGUUUGCUACAUGAUAGCACUCAUUUCAUGAUGCGCACAAUUUACAUAAUUUCUGUGUAGCCGUGGGGGAUAAAUAGAAACACCUUAAAAUUGGUAAUAUUGUGUUUGUCCCCCACUGUGAUUACAUAUCUGGGACGAUACACUUGAUAAUGUAAAUACUAGCGCAUUGAGCAUUUGUGUGCAGAUUCAGGUCUUUCAAAAUGUUAUAGGAAACAUUUUAAGAAAACUCCUUCUAGACCUUCCACUGGUCAGGCUUGAACAGUCUCACUGUUGUUGCUUGAAAUUGUAACGGUUUUCUUUAGGUGAAGGAAAAGCGGACCAAAAUGCAGCGUGGUUUCUUUGAUUCAUGUUUAAUAACAAAAGAUAAACACGAACACUACAAAAACAAUAAACGUGGAAAACCAAAAACAGCCCUAUCUGGUGCAAAACACAGAGACAGGAACAAUCACCCACAAACACACAGUGAAACCCAGGCUACCUAAGUAUGAUUCUCAAUCAGAGACAACUAAUGACACCUGCCUCUGAUUGAGAACCAUACUAGGCCGAAACAUAGAAAUACCCAAAUCAUAGAAAAAACAAACAUAGACUGCCCACCCAACUCACGCCCUGACCAUACUAAAUAAAUACAAAACAAAGGAAAUAAAGGUCAGAACGUGACAGAAAUAUGGUAUGGCAACCUUGUACACAGACCUAAUGUAAACUCUACUACACUUUUGAGUAUCAUUGUGGAUUUGUGUCCUACAUGGGAACAUGCCAGGUCUGCUCACCACCUGAAGUGGACCUUGACGAAUGGUGUAACUUACAAAAUACUUUUUUUCAGAAGGAUGGGUUAAUUCAUCAGUGUACUUUUGAUAUUUAGUUCAAACAACUCUGACAUAGUCAAAAUACUGAUUGACUUAAUUUCAUACAUAUCUUUCAACGAUGAACAUUGCAUUGUAAUUAAAGAGAAUUUUGAUUAUAUUUUUUGCUCUUCAUUUUGUAUUCCCGAUUUUAAGACAUUUUGUAUGACUAACACAAAUUGCUGCAGAUUUCUCAAGGGACUAUAGUUGGUCCAAGGAGUUCCUUGAAAUGAGCAAGGGUCACCUUAACAUAUGUUUCAGUACCUACCAUCUCUCCCACCUUUUUUUUCUUCCCAUCUUGGUUGGUUGCUUCUGAACUGUUUAGUAUUGUUAUUGUAGAGAGGCUUUAGAAACUGAUGAUGCAUGUUUAUAUUGGUAGGAUAGAUUAAUUAUUGACGAUAAAAUUGUUUUACUACA